UUCUCGAAAAACUUAUUCAUAGGCAAAGAUUCAGUCAAAACAGAACAGUCCACAAGAUGCAAUAAGCUAAUAAAAUAACCAGUCUUCCAUACUUAUCUAAACGGAACUCGAACUGAAGAGCAGCCCUGUAGAGAUACACAGAUGACCGUACAGCUAUCAGGACUGUGGUUGUCCUCUCCCAAAAUCCCUAUUCACUUUAUUCAAUGCCCAGCUUCUCCAAGCCUAGACCCCAAACUUUCUCGAACAACAGCUCUCUCAGCCACCGCUUCUCUCUCCUCGCCCCCUCCCACCAUCCGGAUUGUCGGUGGGAAAACUCCGAUGUGGCGUGACAAUGAGAAUGUCGAUGGCGCGGUUGAAGAUGAAGCUGAUUGGGUUGAAAUGGAUGCUGAUCUUUGCUACUGGACCAGGGCACUGCGUCCAGUCCAGUGGUAUCCUGGUCAUAUUGCAAAAACAGAAAAAAAACUAAAAGAGCAACUCAAGUUGAUGGAUGUUGUUAUAGAAGUACGAGAUGCUAGAAUUCCAUUGUCUACUACUCAUCCCCAGAUGGAUUUAUGGCUUGGUAAUCGAAGGAGGAUUUUAGUUUUAAACAGAGAAGACAUGAUAUCUACUGCAGAUAGGAAUGCUUGGGCAAUGUAUUUCUCAAAGCAGGGGACGAAGGUUGUCUUUUCCAAUGGGCAACUUGGAAUGGGGACUAUGAAGCUAGGUCGGUUGGCAAAGUCAUUAGCAUCAGGUGUAAACGUUAAACGCAGAGCCAAAGGACUCCUUCCUCGUCCGGUUCGAGCUGGAAUAGUUGGGUAUCCAAAUGUUGGGAAAUCAUCUUUGAUCAACCGUUUGCUGAAACGAAGAAUGUGUCCAGCAGCUCCUAGACCUGGAGUUACAAGAGAACUGAAGUGGGUUCGGUUUGGGAAAGAUCUUGAGUUGCUGGACUCUCCUGGAAUACUCCCAAUGCGAAUCAGUGAUCAAGCAGCUGCAAUAAAGCUUGCCAUCUGUGAUGACAUUGGAGAGAGGUCAUAUGACGUUGCUGAUGUUGCAGUCAUUCUUGUGCAGAUGUUAGCAAAGCUUCCAACAGUAGGGAUGAAAGCUCUUCAAAACCGCUACAAGGUGGAUGUGGAUGGUCAGUGCGGAAAAAUAUUUAUUGAGAAGGUAGCCCUUCGCUUGUUCAAUGGGGAUAUCCAGCAAGCAGCAUUCCGCGUCUUGUCUGAUUUUCGAAAAGGGAAGUUUGGUUGGGUUGCACUGGAGAGACCUCCCAGAUAAUGCCGUUGGAUGUAUCUUGCUGGCAAGUUUAAAUUGUCUAGACUUGAGGACACAACAGCUGUCAGAAACAGACUUCAGAUACCUAUGGCUUACUGAUGUUGGAAAAACCAGGUGCCAUAUAGAGGAGACAGCUUUAUUUUAGUGGAAAUCAUAACAACAUUGAUUAAAGAGAUGCAGCUGGGCGGUUGAGAAAUUUGUGAAUGGCUAAAUGUGCAAGGAGUCCAUUGAAAACGUAGAUUCACCGUGAAGACAAUUUGCUAAUCUUUGCUACAAUAACCUCAGUAUGAUUUUGUAUUCCUGAUGUAUAGCAAUUGCUUGUAAACUACACCUCUUAAUGACAAAAAAAAAGUGGCUAAAUCCAUCCCAAGAAGAGAAUUGAAUCGCA
Messenger RNA from Theobroma cacao (cacao), 1639 nucleotides. RefSeq names its product GTP-binding family protein. Gene Ontology annotation, biological process: mitochondrial translation. Lineage: Eukaryota; Viridiplantae; Streptophyta; Magnoliopsida; Malvales; Malvaceae. Gene Ontology annotation, molecular function: GTP binding; GTPase activity. Gene Ontology annotation, cellular component: mitochondrion. The record is from RefSeq and is a predicted model, not a curated record.